AUGUCUGAUACUGAGAAGUCAGCAAUUCCCUUCGAUGCCGAGAAAGAACUUCCUGGGCCUCUCGCAGAUGCUAUUCGUAAUGGAAGUGUGGACAAAACUAUUCUACAACAUGCUGGAGACGCAGAUGAGGCCUUGAAGGCUUUCAUGUCACAUCCGGGAGAGGUCAUUGAAUUGGAUGAAGCCACCAACAAGCGCCUGUUACGGAAGAUUGACUGGAACCUGAUGCCAGUACGCAUGCCUAUCCUGGAAACGAGAAAAGCACGUACUAAUCUCACGCUACCCUGCAGGNUCAUGUGCAUUGUCUACGGGCUGAACUAUCUGGACAAAACGACACUAUCCUACGCUUCGGUUAUGGGAUUGAAGAAAGACACGGAUCUACAUGGACUUGACUACCAAUGGCUGAGUUCGAUAUUAUUGCAACGACUACCACUGGGGAAAUACUCGGCUUGCAACAUCAUUCUCUGGGGCAUGACUUUGUGUACAUUUGCUGCCGUCAAGAACUUUUCAGGCGGAGUCGCUGUCCGUUUCAUGCUUGGAGUUACUGAAGCUGCUGUAACACCUGGAUUUGCACUGCUAACAUCUCAGUGGUACACCAAGAAAGAGCAAGGUUCUCGCACGAGUAUCUGGUUCUCCUUCAACGGAUUCGCACAAAUCUUCGGUGGUCUAGUAGCUUAUGGUAUCGCANAAGGAACACGUCUUCACGGCUCUAGCAUCGAGCCCUGGAAAAUCAUCUUUNUGGUUACUGGAUGCUUGACCGUCUGCGUCGGCUUCAUCUUCCUUUGGGUCAUACCUGACAGUCAACUCAACGCACGUUUCCUCAGCAAGGAAGAUCGAGUCCUGGCUAUCGAGCGUGUCAGAUGCAAUCAGCAAGGUAUCGGCAACAAGCAUUUCAAAAUGUACCAGCUCAAAGAGGCACUACUGGAUCCCCUGACUUGGGCAUUCUUCUUCUACGCUCUAGUUGCUGAUAUUCCCAACGAAGAAUCCCUCCUGUAUGGAACCNCCGGUGGCGCCGUCGAAGUAAUUGCCCUUCUGGUUUGCGGCUACCUCGGCGACAAAUUCGGCAACCGUCUCUUGAUCUCCACUUCCGGCCUCUGGAUUUCUACUUUGGGGAUGCUGUUGAUCGUCUGUUUGCCUCUACACAACAAUAUUGGCCGUCUGUUUGGAUAUUACCUCACCCAAGCCUCGCCAACACCUUUUGUUGCCCUGCUCAGUCUCAUCUCCACCAAUGUCGCCGGAUGGACANAANAGACUACCGUGGCUGCUUUAUACCUGAUCGGGUACUGCGCAGGCAACAUCAUCGGCCCUCAAACCUUCCGUCCUAAAGAUGCGCCCAGAUAUGUUCCUGCAGAGAUUGUGAUUGUAAGCCCUCCUUCUGACCUUCCUCAUCCACAAACCACAUUCACUAACUCUCGAUCUGAUAGANUUGUUUGCUGGAUCCUGUGUAUUGCAGAUAUCGUCUUCAUCUACUGGUACUGCAGACGCCAAAACACCAAGAGAGCAGCCAUCCGCGCUUCUUCCUCCUACGUCAAACUAGAAAACCAAGAAUGGCUGGACCUCACAGAUCGCGAGAACCCCGAGUUUGUGUAUACUUUGUAA
Molecule: messenger RNA, 1596 nt
Organism: Aureobasidium musti
Lineage: Eukaryota; Fungi; Ascomycota; Dothideomycetes; Dothideales; Saccotheciaceae
Source: the annotation of a GenBank genome assembly